Aethalodelphis obliquidens (Pacific white-sided dolphin) is the source of this 3866-nucleotide messenger RNA. RefSeq names its product eukaryotic translation initiation factor 4E nuclear import factor 1 (gene EIF4ENIF1). Lineage: Eukaryota; Metazoa; Chordata; Mammalia; Artiodactyla; Delphinidae. The record is from RefSeq and is a predicted model, not a curated record. Gene Ontology annotation, molecular function: mRNA binding. Bases 281 to 3340 code for a protein of 1019 amino acids. Gene Ontology annotation, cellular component: nucleus; cytoplasm. The transcript has 19 exons. Gene Ontology annotation, biological process: negative regulation of translation.
CGAAGGCCGCGCGGAGCAGCCCUCGGACCGGCGCGGGCGGCGGGCAGGGGAGCGGCGGCCGAGGCACCGAGUAAGGGCUGGGUGGCGGUGGGGGCGCCGGGAUUCGGGGCGCCGCACGCCUGGGCCCGCGGGAAGAGAAGGGGCGCGGGUGCGCUGCGCCCAGGUUCGCGGGCGUGAGCGCGAGCGCCGGGGCGCGCGCGGGGGCCGGGCAGGGGCGCGAGGCCAGCGGGGCGGCCGGCUAGCAGCGGGCGGGCUGGUGGGGCCCGAGCCGCCGGGCUGGAUGGCGGCGGGCCUGUACCGGCUCCAGCUCGGAGUGCCCGGGCCGGGGGAUUCGGCCUCCCCGCUUCCUCCGGCCCACCUCCCCUCCGUGCAAAGAACUGUAGACCAAGGAGCCAUGGAUAGAAGUGUGGGUGAAACAGAAAAUGGAGAUGCCUUCCUUGACCUGAAGAAGCAACCGGCCUCCAAAUCCCCGCAUCGCUAUACAAAAGAGGAGCUCUUGGAUAUUAAAGAACGCCCUCAUUCCAAACAAAGGCCUUCGUGCCUCUCUGAGAAAUAUGACAGUGAUGGUGUCUGGGAUCCUGAGAAGUGGCAUGCCUCCCUCUACCCAGCUUCAGGACGGAGUUCACCAAUGGAAAGUCUGAAGAAAGAGUUAGAUACAGAUCGGCCUUCCCUGGUGCGCAGGAUAGUAGAUCCUCGAGAGCGUGUGAAAGAAGAUGACUUAGAUGUUGUUCUCAGCCCACAGAGACGAAGCUUUGGAGGGGGCUGCCACGUGACAGCUGCUGUUAGCUCCCGGCGCUCAGGAAGCCCAUUGGAGAAAGACAGUGAUGGGCUCCGCCUGCUUGGUGGACGAAGGAUUGGCAGUGGGAGGAUAAUCUCUGCUCGGACCUUUGAGAAGGAUCACCGUCUUAGCGAUAAGGACCUGCGAGACUUGAGAGACAGAGACCGAGAGAGGGACUACAAGGACAAGCGUUUCAGGAGGGAGUUUGUGGAUAGUAAGCGUGUCUUUGAGCGUAGAAGAAAUGAUUCCUACACAGAAGAAGAACCAGAAUGGUUCUCAGCUGGACCCACAAGUCAGUCUGAAACCAUUGAGCUGACUGGCUUUGAUGAUAAGAUACUGGAAGAAGACCAUAAGGGGAGAAAAAGAACAAGGCGACGGACAACCUCUGUGAAGGAAGGCAUGGUCGAGUGCAAUGGAGGAGUGGCCGAAGAGGAUGAGGUGGAGGUCAUCCUUGAACAGGAGCCUGCUGCUGAUCAGGAAGUGCCAAGGGAUGCCGUCUUGCCCGAGCAGUCCCCAGGAGAAUUUGACUUUAAUGAGUUCUUUAACCUUGAUAAGGUGCCAUGCUUGGCUUCGAUGAUAGAAGAUGUUUUGGGAGAAGGGUCAGUCUCUGCCAGUCGAUUUAGUAGGUGGUUCUCUAACCCGAGCCGAUCAGGAAGCCGAUCCAGCAGUCUUGGGUCAACACCACAUGAAGAGCUGGAGAGACUUGCAGGUCUGGAACAAGCCAUCCUCUCUCCUGGACAGAACUCGGGGAAUUAUUUUGCUCCUAUACCAUUAGAAGACCAUGCUGAAAAUAAAGUGGAUAUUCUAGAAAUGCUACAGAAAGCCAAAGUGGAUUUAAAACCUCUCCUUUCCAGCCUUUCUGCAAAUAAAGAAAAGCUUAAAGAGAGCUCACAUUCAGGGGUUGUGCUUUCAGUGGAAGAGGUAGAAGCAGGGCUCAAGGGCUUGAAGGUGGACCAGCAGGUGAAGAAUUCAACUCCCUUUAUGGCAGAGCAUUUAGAGGAGACCCUGAGUACUGUGACCAGCAAUCGACAGCUCAGAAAAGAUGGAGAUAUGACUGCAUUCAACAAGCUAGUGAGCACCAUGAAGGCAAGUGGGACUUUGCCUUCUCAGCCCAAAGUCAGCCGAACGCUUGAAAGCCAUUUGAUGUCCCCUGCUGAGAUUCCAAGCCAGCCUGUCCCUAAGAACAUCUUGCAGGAACUUCUGGGUCCACCUGUUCAGAGACCUGCUUCUUCCAAUCUUCUGAGUGGCCUUAUGGGGAGCUUGGAGCCUACGACAUCUUUACUGGGCCAAAGAGCACCCUCUCCUCCCUUGUCACAGGUGUUUCAGACGAGAGCAGCCUCAGCAGACUACCUUCGUCCCAGAAUACCAUCACCAAUUGGUUUCACACCAGGACCACAGCAGCUUCUCGGAGAUCCAUUCCAAGGCAUGCGCAAGCCCAUGAGCCCUGUCACAGCCCAGCAGAUGAGCCAGCUAGAAUUGCAACAGGCAGCUUUGGAGGGACUGGCCCUGCCACAUGACCUUGCAGUGCAGGCAGCAAACUUCUACCAGCCUGGUUUUGGCAAACCACAGGUGGACAGAACCAGAGAUGGAUUCAGAAACAGGCAACCGCGAGUGACCAAGUCACCAGCACCUGUGCACGGAGGGAAUUCCUCUUCCCCUGCCCCAGCCGCCUCCAUCACAAGCAUGCUUUCUCCUUCCUUCACUCCUACCUCAGUGAUUCGUAAGAUGUACGAGAGCAAAGAGAAAAGCAAGGAGGAGCCAGCAUCUGGAAAAGCAGCUCUUGGUGACAGUAAAGAGGACACUCAGAAGCCCAGUGAAGAGAACCUCCUGUCAUCCGGCUCUGUGCCCACUGCUGAUCGAGACUCUUCUCCCACUACAAAUCCCAAACUAUCAACCCUACAGCGGUUUUCAUGUUCCACCCCACUAUCACAGACCAGUCGUUACACCAAAGAACAAGAUUACCGACCUAAAGCAACUGGGAGAAAAACACCCACCUUGGCAUCCCCAGUUCCAGGAACACCUUUUCUCCGCCCUGUGCACCAAGUCCCCCUUGUCCCCAUCGUUCGGCCUGCUCACCAGCUUCACCCAGGGUUGGUCCAAAGGAUGCUGGCCCAGGGAGUACAUCCACAGCAUCUUCCAAGUUUGCUCCAAGCUGGUGUGCUUCCUCCUGGGAUGGACCUGACUCAUUUACAGGGACUAUCUGGCCCAAUCCUGGGUCAACCCUUUUACCCUUUACCUGCCACUAGUCACCCUCUCCUAAACCCUCGUCCUGGGACACCUCUGCAUCUGGCAAUGAUGCAACAGCAGCUACAGCGCUCAGUUCUUCAUCCUCCAGGGUCUGGUUCCCAGGCAGCUGCUGUCAGCGUUCAGACGACGCCUCAGAAUGUGCCCAGCCGGUCAGGCCUGCCUCAUGUGCACUCCCAACUAGAGCACCGCCCCAGCCAGAGGAGCAGCUCCCCCGUGGGCCUUGCCAAAUGGUUUGGCUCAGAUGUGCUACAGCAGCCCCUGCCCUCCAUGCCCGCCAAAGUCAUCAGUGUAGAUGAACUGGAGUACCGACAAUGAGCAGGGCAGCAGGCUUGUCUAAGCCUGGACCUUUUGGUGGCACCCUGGUCAGGACUCUGCUUCCUCAUCUCAUGUUGGUUUAUGGGCUUUUACUUUGUAGCACUCUGUGCGAAGCUGUUGAAGGGCACCUAGGCACCUGGUGUUGUCUGCAUUAUGAUGGAAGGAACUUAUUAACCAAUCGAGUGGAGCCUACAUGGUCUGAAUACAGGAUGCAGUGUUGUCAGUCCUGAAUACAGGAAACAGUCUUUUUUUGUAAGAUAUGUGAAUGAAGUGUUGGUGUCUUCACCAAAAGGUGGCACCUUAAGGGUUCUGAGGAAAUAAAUGUAUAGACCCUUAUGUACAGACCUGUGUAUAAACAACUUUUGUACAUACAUAUAGGAUAGCUUUUUUGAACUUAUACAGCUGUACAUAAAAGUAGCUGAUAUUAGUUAAGCCUGUGUCAACAGUUUGGAUUUUUUUUCACUUGUACAUUUGGGACUUUUUCUUUUGGUUGAUUAAAGUUGCAUAUGCUAAGUGUGUGAAUGAA